This is a messenger RNA of Sardina pilchardus (European sardine), 1727 nucleotides long. RefSeq names its product palmitoyltransferase ZDHHC11-like. NCBI's taxonomy places the organism in Eukaryota, Metazoa, Chordata, Actinopteri, Clupeiformes, Clupeidae. Bases 10 to 1404 code for a protein of 464 amino acids. The record is from RefSeq and is a predicted model, not a curated record. Gene Ontology annotation, molecular function: protein-cysteine S-palmitoyltransferase activity. Gene Ontology annotation, biological process: peptidyl-L-cysteine S-palmitoylation; protein targeting to membrane. The transcript is spliced from 10 exons. Gene Ontology annotation, cellular component: endoplasmic reticulum; Golgi apparatus.
CCUUCAGAUAUGAGGUGCUGCGAUCAGCACCUGAGGCGGACCGAGCCGGCCCCCGGGAGCAGCUGCAAUGAGCCGGUGACCCCUGCACCGCGCUCGCGCCGCAACGGCUGGUCCGCGCGACCCACCACCCAGCAGCUGGUUUCCUACUUCACCUACAUUUACUUGGUUGUUGUCGGAUUUGGGAUCUACAUCCCACUGCUGCCCUCCCCAUGGGACUCGUUGGCCUAUGGUCAUCUUGGAUUUUUCUUUGUUCUUCACCUGGUUGCCCACAUUGCAGCUGUGUUGAUAGACCCAGCAGAACCCAUUGUGCGCGCUAGAAACUACGCCUCUACCUUGCCGACCUUUGACAAAAGCCAACAUGCACAUGUCAUCCUUGACCUACACUGUAAAAUCUGUGAUAUUGACGUGGGACCUCGAGCUAAACACUGCAAGGCUUGCAACAAAUGUGUGACAGACUUUGACCACCACUGCAAAUAUAUGAAUAAUUGUGUGGGGAGGAGGAACUAUUGGUUUUUCUUUGUGGCCGUUGUGACUGCUGCUAUUGGAAUGUUUCUGCUGCUCCUCAUUGUUUUGUUCAUCAUCGUUGAGCACUCUUUGAACCCGGCCAUACUCCGCACCGCCCCUCAGUUUCAGGAUUACUUUCACACGUGUAUGUCAUGCGGCACAGUGCUAUCUGUUCAGUCUGUACCUGUCUGUCCAGGUCUGAAUAACUUGACAUGGUUGGUGUUCCUCCCACUGGCUCCUGUGCACACCAGCUCCGCUGGACUCUUGGUAGUGAGCUGCUUCACCUUUUUACUGACGUUGGUUUUCUUGGUGGUUGUGAUUCACCUGCUGGGAUUUCAUAUAUUUCUCUUGUCAAAGAAGCUUACCACAUACGAGUACAUCAUGAAAAAGCGUCAAGAAGAGAAGGAUCGUGAUUUGGAAUUGGGAGAGAAGCAAUCCCGACCCACAAGUGCGGAAUCAUCAAAGACACAGCCUUCUGUGGAUGUAUCUGUGGACUGUGAAUCACCUUUGCCCAGUCAAGCCAGUCAAAGCAGCAUGGAGUACCAGGAUGAAAGGAGGGAACUUGCCCUGCGCAUCUCUAUGGCGAUGUGUGCAGAGCUGAAGCGUCUUGGUUCAAUGACAGGAGCUCAAUGGCACGAAUGGUACAGAAACACCAGCCCAUCCAAGGACAUGACGCCAGGGGAGGAUUUGUCGAUUUGUGACACCGGUUUGAAGGCCCUCGGUGAGUCCCUCAGCUGGACUGGACUACAGCAGGUGGUGGUGGUGGAUGGAGAGCAGAGCCGUGAGAAGUCUGCGGAAGCGGCUCCUAUUAUCCAGCAGCCCCUGGCCAGCUCUGUCUUGGCAGUUGAGCAGCAGCUGAGCAUGGACACAAGGUCCGAGUCGGCCCUCUCCCAGCAGUGAGCGACUUGAAACCCUCUAGACCUGAACCCUAAUGGCUAUCUGACAAUGGACACGACUAACGACGACGAAUUUGGAUGACGAUUAUGGAAUAUGACUAGCCAAAAAAUAUUGGAAGAUAUUUUUUGACCUGGUUUUCUGACAAUGGAUACGACUACUUGUUCUGAAUUUUGACGAUGAAUGUGGAUUAUGGCUGAAUGGAAGAUAUAUAAAAACAUUUUUUUCUUUGAUUGAAGUUUACACUGAUCUUUUCAUGCAUGGACCCUGGCUGGAACCGUCUAGUGCCUUAAUUUAACUUCACGAUAAAUGCAUACUUGAAUGUGUGA